Messenger RNA from Hemicordylus capensis (graceful crag lizard), 4600 nucleotides. RefSeq names its product interactor of little elongation complex ELL subunit 2 (gene ICE2). Gene Ontology annotation, cellular component: transcription elongation factor complex. Gene Ontology annotation, biological process: snRNA transcription by RNA polymerase II; snRNA transcription by RNA polymerase III; positive regulation of transcription by RNA polymerase III. Lineage: Eukaryota; Metazoa; Chordata; Lepidosauria; Squamata; Cordylidae. The transcript is spliced from 15 exons. The record is from RefSeq and is a predicted model, not a curated record. Bases 114 to 2681 code for a protein of 855 amino acids.
UGGGUAGCGUGGCCAGGUGGGGGGCGGAGCCCGGGGGACGCCCCCACAGCGGAGGCCCCGCCCCCAGGCGGGCGCGCUCGCCCCGCGGAGGGAGGAGGAGGAGGAGCCCCAAGAUGGCGACGGCCAGUAAGCUGCCCCUCACCUGGGAUAUUCCACCCCUCAAUGGCCAUGAUGUGUAUUUCUCACGAGACAUUUAUGAAAAAUAUUCACUGGCGCCAACCCUCGCUGAGUUAUUGUUACUACCAAAAAGGCACACAGAAGACAAUGCAAAUGCAUCCAACUCUGGACAAAAAAGUAGGACUUCUAAUGGACGCACUGCAGGAAAACCAGUCAAAGGGCAGGCUGAGCCUUCUGCAAAUAUUGCACCUUUCCAAGAACCCAGGGUUCCUUAUCCUCAUUUUUCUAGUUUGACAGAGAAAGAGCAGAGGAGAUACUUGUUUCAGUUGUCUAAAGACUCACAUGCUGAUCCACAUCUGCAAAUGAGAGAAUUUGUGAGCAAAGAAGUUGCAGAGUUCUUGAAGUUUGCCCAGAACGCUGCCAGAAGUUGCACUAAAGAUUAUGAGACCUUCUCUGCAGAGGCGGCACUUUACACCCAGCAAUUUUUAAGCUCUUGUAUUGGUUAUGUGAAGAAGUAUCCUGAAUGCUAUACCCUACAUGAAGUUACCAGCAUCAUGGGAGGACGGUUUAGCACAGAGUUGACAUUAAAACUGGAAAAAAGCCUUCUCACUUUGGGAAAGGUGAACCUCAUCAAGCGAAAGUUUGCAAAACUGCCGGUGCAGCUACUGUUACCUGCCGAUCAUAAAAAUGAAUUCUAUAUUGCAGCUCCAGAACAGAGAGCUUCCAUGCUGCACAAGGAAGUUAGUACAGAUCCUAAUGCUGAAAAACUUGCAGGAAAGUACUGUCCUCAGGUUGUGCUUACGAGUGAGUCGUUAUAUACAUUGUUGAACAAUCAUGGCUCGGACUACAAGAACCAGUGGGAACUCCCCGUUUCUGUGAAAGUCAUCUCUUCGGCAGGUUGCAAACCAGUUAAAGUGGUCUAUAUUGAUCCCCCUCUCCCAAGGAAAGAGAUGACAGUGAGAGAAAAGAACCAGAUUUUUCAUGAAUUUCUGGCAGAUUUUCACAUGACGAGACAAUCGUAUGUUUUGGCUCGUGCUGCAAUAUUGGAUAAGCCACAUGAGGAGCUGGUGGAUGCAAAACGUGAAGCUUGCCAGAGUAGGCAAAUACCCGACUCUGGGGACCUCGACUUUGACACUGAUGUCACGGAACUGGAGACCUUUGGCUCAGUCGCUGAAGGCAGGUCAAGUAUUCCGUCUUGCUGUAGUGAUACUGACGAGGAACCUUUGAUUAUCGACACAGCAGGUAGAAAUCAUGACAAUGCUAAAUCGAGCCCCGUGCCUUCUAACCAAGAACCUAUAAUAGACCCACCUGAGAUUCCCUGCACUCAGCAGCCCUUGUCAGGAAAACUGGGGGUUCCUGCAGAGAUUCCAGACCAAGAAGUGAAUGCUUCCAAAAAACCUUGUCAAAGAUUGUCUAAAAAACUGGAUCCUGUGGGGCAAAUUUUGAAAAUGCAAACUGAACUCCUCAGGGUACCCUCCCCAAAGGGUCACGGACAGGCGCAGAUGAACUCUGAAAGAAGCUUGAAUCGUACACCCUGUCAGGAAUGCCCAACCUCGAAAGCCUCGUCAUCCUCUGCUCUGGAGCCUGGAUCAAGUACGACUGCCGAUACUGGCAGCUCACGCAAGUUUACCUGGACAUCCUGCUUUCAGGGAUCUCAGAAAGGACUGCUUUGGGAUGGAGUUGAAGACCAUUCAGCAUACGAAACUCCUCAGCAGGGCAAUCUGGUCUACAAGCUGUUCAGCCUGGAUGACUUGCUGCUUUUGGUGCGCUGCACGGUACAAAAAUUAGAGCCAAGGCCACGUAGCAAGGAAGCUGUCGUCAAAAGGCACUUUCCAGUGUAUGCACUGCCUAAGCUAGAGUAUCAGGCCUUCUAUGGAGCAGAGGCAUUAACUGAAGGGGAAAUAUGUCGGAUGUGGACAGAGAGCUUAUUGCACUCCAGCAGUUCAUUUGUGGUUGGUCAUAUUGAUGCCCUUACAUCAAAACUCUUUCUGCUUGAAGAGAUCUCUGCAGAGAAUUUGAAGAAAAGAUUUGGCACCUUUAAGCCGACAAAUUCAUUGAAUAUUCUUCAACAUAUUUUGAAGAAAGUGGCUGGAUUGCAAGAGGGCUCUUACCUCUUGGCCCAUGCAGCCGGUGACUCCUCCGUUACGAUCUAUAAAAGCCCUCCUGAAAAAGCAACCAGCGUGUAUAACUUGCAUGCAGCUCACUCUGACCUGCCUGGUGUGCCUUCCAGCAUUUCUGUUCCUUGGGUCCCAUUAGAUCCCAGCAUCAUUUUGUCUUAUCACCUUGCUCAAGGACGUGUCCCGUGCACUUUCCCCCCUGAGCCAAUGCACACUGCAAAGAACAAGAAGAUGAGUGGGACAAGAGCAAACACAGACACACCCAACCGCAGAGAUCAAGUCUCCAUGGAAACCAACAGCAAUCGCCUGCUAGCUCACCCUUUUCGAAAGAGACGUGGGGCUGCACAGAGCCGGAAAAUGAGGAGAAAUCUCUACAAGCAAGCCAACCGGGGACCCAACUGGAAAUUCUGGAAAAAACCCAGCAUGAGCAAAGACGAAACAGUGUAGUCAUGUGGAGAAAACGCAGGUGGGGGUGGGGGAGGGCUACACGGACAAAUGAAGCAUGAGAGGCCUGGGGAAGACCUGGAUGGCUGGAAAGAUCUGCAAGGCGCUUUGAGGAAUGUGGCAGGCAGCUGCUGGAAAACCUGGACUCUUUCUGUCCUCAAGAGACCAGCUGGCUUAGGAUGGCUCUUUCUCACAUGGCCACUGAACACUUAGUUUGCAAUAGACGGCUGUUAACUGAGCCAAGGUGUAGCGAAUCAACAUGGGCAAACUUUUUGAACACUAAAAGUUUUUAUUUUGAUGUUUUGCUUUUUGUCAGCAAGAGAGUCUCUUUGGUGGGGGGAGUUACUUGCAACUAAAUGGUGCCUACUUUUUGGGCUAAAACAAACAUAACCGAGGAGAUUUGUGAUCAGGUCUCCUGCGUUCAAAACAAAACAAAGCAGGGCUUUAGAGGCAGGGUGAAGGUAGGAAAUUGGAUUGAGGAAGCGUUGUGGCACCGACAUUUCUCAUUGCGGCGCCAACAUUUCUAGGUCCUGCCCAACCUACACAUUGCUAUAAACACCGUUUAGAAUCUCUCAUUGAUUUAUUCUCAGCUGCACUAUUGGAAAGUGGGGAGAGAGAGACUCAGACAAGAGCUCUGGUGCAACACCACUGCCCAUUUAUACAUGGCGUUAACUGCUCAAACGGAAAACGCAUUGGACAUACCGACACGUUUUCAUUCAUGAGUCGCUUUGUUUAUGCCCUGUUGCCAUAGCAGACACCCUCUUCUCCCUCCCUUUGAAUUGUUUGAGUUCCCUAAUGACAAGGAGCAGAGUUUGCUUAGCGCUAUUGCUAAAUAUUCAAUUCCAUUUCAAAACUAUGAGUCCAGUCUGUGACCUCCCACAAGAGAAAUGCUUCAGCAGUGAGUCAUCUGCUCGAUAACAAGAGGGUGGGGAGCGGAAAACAUAGCUUUCAGCUCACUCAGAGGGGGAAAAGUUAUCCUUAACAAUCAAGGGAUUUUCUCAAUAUGUGUAUAUCAUGCUCUCAUCAGUUACUUAUGGCUGCAGAAUUAAUGCCUGGGAACCCCUAAUUAGCGACUGUGUAGGUUGAUAAGCAGCUGAAGCUUCGCUGAGAUGGGUGGGGUUUGCUCUCUUCUCCAAGACUGAAUAGAACAUUUGUUUCUGCUUACAGACGUAAAUAGGUUGGCUGCCUCAGAGAACAGGGCAUCUUCGGUAGAGCCCUGGUGGCUGGUCCGAACAAGCCAGGGGGCGCCAAAUGAGGUGCAGUCGCUUCUGCUUCCCGGCAGCUCUGGUUGCUCCGCUGCCUGCAGGCUGGCCAUGUGUCAGGUAGUGCUGCGCGGGCUCUGCCUGACCAGUGGCCAGCUUUGCAGGCAGCACAGCUCAUGGGAACACCAGGGUGGGGCGGGAUGGGAGAGCGAGCAGCAACCAGAGCUGGCAGGAAGCAGAGGCAGCUGCGCCUCAUUAGCCCCCCUCCUCCCCCCCGGCUCGUUAGAACCGGCCGCUACGGGGUAGAGCACCCAGUUCUCCCUUUCCCAAAGGCGAUUUCCAGGCUGCUCCAUUUUAAGUCUUUUAAGUGAUGACACAGACCUCUUCCAUUCGUUUUCCAGAGUUCCAAUAUAUAUGCUGGAAAUCCGUCUGGCACAUUCUAGGUGUGUCAUAUUUUUUAUCAUCAACUUCUCUAGGAAUUUGUGUUUGCCGUUUUAAUUGGAUUCGGUUUAGCAGUCGCGGUGUUUUGUACAGUUCUGUAUUGCUAAGCCACUUUGAGGGCCAUAUGGCAGACUAGUGGGAUACAAGUUUAAUAAAUGUGUGUGCUUUGCCUGUGCCUUGGUCAUUCCUGGUUAGAGUGCAUCCAGCCUGUCAAAGACGCAAGUUUUGGGUGGUGUAGAAAUACGCUACUUUAAAUAAAUAAAAUGCCGUGUGCACACA